Paraglomus brasilianum is the source of this 821-nucleotide messenger RNA. The record is from the annotation of a GenBank genome assembly. Lineage: Eukaryota; Fungi; Glomeromycota; Glomeromycetes; Paraglomerales; Paraglomeraceae.
GUCCACUUUUCCUUCCAGUGGUCGCUACGUAGCGCAUUGGUUAGGUGAUAACGCGUCGACUUGGGAUGAUCUUCAAUAUUCUAUUCCAGGAAUGUUGUCAUUCCAGCUAUUUUGUAUUCCCUUAACGGGUGCAGACAUAUGCGGUUUCAAUGGUAAAUGCGACGAGAAGUUGGCUAUGAGAUGGGUCGAACUCGGGUCAUUCUAUCCGUUUUGUAGAAAUCACAAUAUGUUCGGUAUGCCUUCACAAGAGGUGUAUACUUGGGAAGCAGUGGAAAAAGUUUCUAAAAAAUAUAUUGGUUUGAGAUAUGCACUAUUACCAUACUGGUACACAGCAUUCUACAGAGCAUCGUUAAGAGGUACACCCGUUCUUCGCCCAUUGUGGGCUUCGUAUCCGGAAGAUAAAGAGACGUAUAAUAUUGAGCACCAGUUCUUGAUUCACGAUGGUAUUCUGAUUUCACCUGUUAUCGAAGCUGAUAAGGAGGAGGUUUUAGCAUACUUUCCAAGGGGAAUAUGGUAUGACAUACUUACUUUGGAGAAGUAUAUAAGCACCGAGGAGGGUGUUUGGAAGACGGUGUCAGCGCCGUUUGACACGAUACCGGUGCAUAUUCGUGGAGGAGCCACUAUUCCAAUGAAUUUAAAGUAUGGAGCAACUACGGUAGAGACGCGUUUGAAUGGUCUCAUGCUUGUUGUUGUACUCGACGACAAGUUUGAAUCUUUUGGCGAGCUAUAUCUCGAUGACGGUGAAACGCCUACCGAAGACAUUUCUAGGACAUAUUCAUUUAUCACUUUUAAAACCAGGAACAAUAAGUUGAUUGGUAAUG